Molecule: messenger RNA, 2440 nt
Organism: Anopheles bellator
Lineage: Eukaryota; Metazoa; Arthropoda; Insecta; Diptera; Culicidae
Product: peroxisomal carnitine O-octanoyltransferase
Exons: 3
Coding region: 401-2272 (623 amino acids)
Cellular component (GO): peroxisome
Molecular function (GO): carnitine O-octanoyltransferase activity
Source: RefSeq, a predicted model, not a curated record
UAAUCUAUCAUGUAGACGGAUCAAAGCUCUCCGCCUGAUUCGCAUUUGCGGAGCACAGUGUAUAAGUUGCACGCACCGUCCGAGAGGCUUAGUUCAACACAUUGGCGCAAAGCGUGUGGGAUUUCUUCACGAACCCCUUCGGAUUCACCCAUUGUACUACCGAUUGGCGAUGUAAUUGUCCAGCCGCGAAAUACCGCACUGGUUGAAGCAGUAUUUGUUUUGUAUCUCCGCCCGUUCAAAGUUCAUCUUCGCGAAGGUGUUUUGAUACGCAUCGUCCGCGAACACUCCAGUUCAGGCAAGGUUGUGCUCUAGGGUCGCUGCACUGCGCAAGAAAACAUUGGAGCGUACAAGAAAUUAGUGUGCUUUGUAGCUGAAAGCUAGCAAUUUUUCUUCGAGUGUGAUGAAUCGCGAAGCAAUUUACUAUCUUCCGGAGGAAAGCUCCGAGAGCACCUUCUGCUACGAUGAGGAUCGCCCAAAGUUACCGCUGCCAGCGUUGGAUCACACACUCAAACGGUAUCUGGAGUCACUGAAACCCUUUGGAACAGCAGAAGAGCUGGAGAACUCCAAACGGAUCAUAGAAACGUUCCGAAAAGGCGUUGGAGCGAAGUUGCAGGCGAUACUCGAACAACGCGCUAGCAAGGAGAAGAACUGGGUGGAAAAAUGGUGGGAAGAUUAUGCGUACUGUACGCUCCGCUUACCACUCAUACCGUACUGCGUGAUGGUGCAGCCCCUGCUUCUGUCUACCGUUGGACUGGAGACGAUUCCUGAAAACUUUCUCAAAGGUCCAGCCACUUGCCUACACCACAAUAUGGUGUUUUGGAAGCUUUUGCGUACAGAAAAACUACGACCCAUCGCCAGCGUCGACAAGAAGGUGAUCUUUUCGGCCGAUCUCUAUCGCCGACUGUACAACACGGUACGGCUGCCAGGCCUCGAAAUGGAUAAGGUGCAAAGCUACUUCAAAACAGAGCGCGAAGGUUCCUGCCCGUCGCACAUCAUCAUUCUCUACGGAGGACGCAUUUUUAAAGUUCCUGGGUUGGAUGCGCAAGGUGAGCCGUUAGCGCCCCAGGACUUCCUCUUUGCUUUGCAGCAAAUCCAACACAAAGUUGAGAAUGAAGUUGAUGCUCCUCACAUCGGCGUCCCGGUGUUAACGAAUGACGAUCGUACCACGUGGGCUCGUAAUCGCGAUCGGUUGAUGGAACUCUCGCAACACAAUAGGGAUAUGCUGCAGGAAGUAGAAAGCGCCGUGGCGUUGAUGAUCCUUGAUACACACGAGCCGACAGGAUAUUCCGAUUUGUCGCAGCUCGCACUGACUGGAGACAUACACUCGAAGUGGACGGAUAAAAGCUGCGGAACGAUUGCAUUCAAAAACGGCCAGAUGGGUUGCUAUGGGGAGCAUUGUUGCUACGAUGGAUCCAUUUCGAUGUCGAUCAGCCUCUACGUGAUGAUGAGUAUCUUGGAAGAAGGUGUUCCGGAUUGGACCGUGACUCCGAAGGAGCACAUUCUACCGUCGGAAGUAGUAUUUGAUUUGGAUGACACGUUGCGGUCCGAAAUUGUCCGUAUGGAGCAAGUGGCAAAUGAAAUGAAAACAAGUGUCAUCGUUUCGAUGGACCAGUUCCAGUUGUACGGUAAAGGCUUUAUGAAAAAGCACAAAAUCCACCCGGACGCCUACGUGCAGACGGCACUGCUGCUCACGUACUAUCGUCUUCACGGAAACUUUGCGCCGACCUACGAAACCGCCAUGAUGCGCCAGUACUAUAAGGGUCGAACGGAAACGUGUCGUUCGUGCAGUAUCGAAGCGGUUCGCUUUAUCGAGGAAAUGGAGAGUGGGACAGCGGGCACGGGGUCCACUAAGUGCGCCAAGAUGUUUAGGGUCGCUGCAAAUCGCCAAAUGGAGCUGAUGAAUGAGGCGCGCCAAGGGAACGGAGUCGAUCGGCAUCUGUUCGGUCUGUGGUGUGUGGCGUACGAGAACGACAUUCCGAUUCCGGAGCUGUACGAUGAUCCGCUGUACAGCAAAAGUGGAGGCGGAGGCAAUUUCAUGCUCUCGACCAGCACACUUGGCUACACGAUCAACUGCGGGUACGUGGCGCCCAUGUGCACGGAUGGGUACGGAUGUUUCUACUCCAUGCUGGAGGACAGCAUAUGGGCAAUCUUUUCUGCCUACCGCGACAGUACCAUCAGCAGCGCCCAUAAGUUUCAGCAAACAUUCCGUCAGGUGAUGGAAGAUCUUCAUGCGCUACUUGAGAACGGAGCAGAGAUUGAAAACAAGCUUUAAGACUUACAAAAAACGCACAUAUAGGUAACAAAACUGGCCUAGGGGGUAUUUUUUACCAAUUGACCAAAUGUCUGAUCGUUGGCAAGGUUAGAAUGGGUUUCGUUGUUAAAUUUUUACACACCGAUCAUUCCUAUGAAAACAGUGUACAAUUAAUAAAGGAUGAAUAAA